Messenger RNA from Linum trigynum, 4023 nucleotides. Lineage: Eukaryota; Viridiplantae; Streptophyta; Magnoliopsida; Malpighiales; Linaceae. The record is from the annotation of a GenBank genome assembly.
CGCAGUAGGAGUUUAAGUUCCUGUGCCGAUAUCUCUGAAUUUUAUGGUGUAACCUUCUUUUUCUUAGCUUCCGGUACACCUGAUGUCCCCUCUGGCUCGAGAUAGAUCUGAGCUCCCACUCUGAAUGGUUACUGGAAAAGGAUUGGUUGUCAGCAGGUAAGCGUGAGUCUUUUGGAGCUGUCGUAAUGUCCUUUGAAGAUGUCGGGGAUGGACACGACUUCUACUAAUGCUAGAAGACCACUGGAAAACACCCGGGACCAGAGCAUGUCGUGAAAGAAGGACACGAUCUGUCGGUAGUUUGCUUUUGCGUCAGAAGGUAUACGCGGAUUCGGGUUUGUCUCCUAAGUAGAAGGGCAUGGAGCUUGUGAUUCCCUUGCGAUCAGGGCACUGUCUCGGAGAGAGGCUCGGUGAAAUAGACAUGUCUGUGAAGAUGCGGACUACCUGCACCUAGACAGAAAGACCGAAGUUAGUCUUGGCGGGUCCAACAUCGAAUCGGGAAAUUCCUCAUAAAGCCCUUGUGAUGUCACUGAAAAAAAGUCUUCAGCAAAUUCAUUAAUUAAGUUUAAGAAAUAACCAAUUUCGGUUAAAAACGAUUUUCCAUUAGAUACAUCGGUUUUUGCUUCAAAUUCGUUAUUAUUAAUAAUAAAGAGAAGAUAAAUUUUAUUUAUAAAAAAACUCUCCGUAUAAUUUUUUCUGAAAAUUUUAUUUUUGAUUCUUUCACGGAAAAUUGACCAAACUUUUUGUCAGGAUAUUGUUCUCAUGUUUCUUAAAAGUGAUGGAGUAAGACAGCGACUUCUCAAUAAGUCUUUUGAUUAAAUGAUGUACUCCUCCGAAAAAAUCAUUGGCGCAUGUGUAAACGAGAUGCUCUACCUAACUGAGCUAUAGCCCUUGUGCUUGUGAUACACAAUUUAUAAUGUGACUAAUUUAUUGUCAAGAUGAAUAUUAGAUGAUCUUCUACCUUAUUUCUUUGAUUUGUUUGAUCGGUAUUGCUUCGAAAAGAUAUCCGAUUUAUAAUCCAUUGAUGCGAGGGGUUCGUUUUCUUUCUCUUUUUUCUUUGUGUUGAUAAAUGACCUACUUAACUCAGUGGUUAGAGUAUUGCUUUCAUACGGUGGGAGUCAUUGGUUCAAAUCUAAUAGUAGGUAAAACUUAUUACAUAUCAAAAUCUAUGGUAUCUAAGAAGUUUUUUUACCACCCUAUUUAUUAUUAUUCUUUUUUUAUUAACUUUUUUUUAUUCCAUUCUAUUUAUUUUUUAAUUUCGUAAGUGGAAAAUCAUAUUCCACUUCUAAUUCUAUUGUCUGGAUAACCAAAAGACCUGAAGGACUUUUGAUUAUUCGGGCGCGCCAAAAACUUAGAAUUCUAAUUAGGAAAUCACAUUGAUGUAAUGAAAGUGAGGGACCCACGACAAUUACGGAACGCCCCGAAUAAUCAACCCGUUUGCCGAGCAUAGUCUCGCGAAACCUUCCCUCUUUGCCUUCAAUUACAUCUGAAAACGAUUUGUAAACCUUAUUAUGACCGUCCCUCAUUGGUUGUCCGCGAAUUCCAUUAUCAAGAAGUGUAUCCACAGCUUCUUGUACCAAUUUCUCCUGACACAUUACUAAUUCCCCUGGCGUGGAUCUACUUGUUGUUAAUAGAUCAGUAAGAGUAUUGUUCUCAUUUUACUAUCUAGAGAUUUUUCUCAUUCAAAGAUCUUUUAUCAUUAGAUUUGAGAUAACGAAAAGAUGACUAAGAAUCCCUUCCAUUAUUAUCUAGAUCGAAGUUCCAGCGAUGGCGGGUUUGGAUGCGAUGGUGUCGACUGUGGGUUGGCAGCGAGGGCUUGAGAACCCUCAAGCCCUCGUUGCCCAAACCGCCAUCGACACCAUUGCUGCCAAAACCGCCGUCGCUAGAGCUUUGUCUCCGACGAGAUCUAGAUCGACACUUCUGUGCUUGAUUUGGAUUGGCCAGGAUCGAUUUCUCGCCAACAAUGUUUUAAUUUCCAAAGCUUUCCUUUGUUCUCUAGAAGAAGAGGAAGGAAAAGAGAAGGCCAGAGAGAGGAAGAGGAUCGGGAAAAAGAGAGACAGAUAGAGGAAGGUAAAAAGUAAAGUAAAUUAAAGAAUGAAGGGUUUUUUUAUUAUUUUAUUUGUAGUUUUAUAAUUUAUAAUUUUAUUAAUUUCUGACAUGGAUGAUGAGGUGGAGAUCCGUUAGUAAAUAAUUAACGGUAACAGAAUGAAUGCCCAAACAUUGAUUUGUUACAAUACGGUUGGUUAAUAAAUAGUAUUCCAGUAGGUUUGGAUAAAAUAAAAUAAUUUGGAAAAUGUUUGGGUAAUAAAUAGACAUUGCCCAAAUUUAUAUUAUGAUUUUAAAAGUCAAUGCAUUCUUCUUGUAAUAAUGAACUUAUAACAACUAAUAUUUGGUUUCAUGGUUUGAAGAAUGUUACUUUAACUAUGAUGUGAUUCACAAAAUUGAUUUUAACAUUACUCAAGUCGUUGAAGUAAUAUAGAUGAUAAUGGAUGGUUUUAUUUUUUAUGUUUGAUUGUGAAUUCUAAGUAUGAAUAUUUGAAUGUUGAUGUCUUAUGUAUGAUUCAAGUAUGAACAUUUAAAUUCUGAUAUUAUUUGUUCAAUUCAAGUAUAAACAAUUACAUGUUGACAUUAAUUUUUUGUAUUUAAAUAGAUUUAAUAGUAUUUUUGGCCCAUAAACUAUGAUGCUUUUCCUAUAUAUCAUGGCCCCUGAAGUAUAGAUUUUCUUAUCAUGACCUCUCUGAAGUAUAGAUUUUUUUCCUUAUUGGCUCCUUAGCUCUCAAAAUUCAUUUGUGACUCGCACGAAACUAUACCACAAUAUAAUCUGGACUAGAGUCCAAGUUUUUAAACUGUAGCCGGGUGCAAUAUAGAGUUAGUAUUUAAAUAUCAAACCGGGUCGGUCCGUCUACCCCUACUUUAGUUGUUUUAAUCAUUAUCUAGCAACAAAGUUUUGGUUUAAAAGUUUGCUAAUUGUAACAAAAUAGGACAAAGGUAAAUGGGUUUGAAAAAUCUUUUGUGGAAGGAUCACUCGGGAGUUGCUUCCACCUAACUACUACCAUGUUAUGUGAAUUGGAACAAUUGUUGUGGGCAAGGUAACCGCGAACCGCAGAGGGAUGCAUAUAUGGUCGGAGACCACAAUCUCAAUUGCUGAAUCGAGGUAAACAUCAGAGGCUGUGUCACUCGACCCUCUCGGUUUAGGCAAUCGGUAGUUGACUUACUCCCUCACUCAAAUCAAAGGUCAGACAGCUUAAUCGCGAUUAACCGAUUUUCUUAAUUCAACAUUGAGGGUUGCCCUAAAUUAACCUAGUUAGGUGGCUUAAAAAGCUGAAGGAAAACCAACUCGAUUGAGUCUCCAUUGGAAGGGGAUUUUCCUCUCUAAGCUAGGUUAAGGAGGCUAAUUAGAUUGUUAGCACCAACAUGCACAAACCUUAGGGUGCUAAGCACAAUUAUGCACAAUCCUUAGGUUGCUAAGCACCAAAAUGCACAAACCUAAGGAUGCUAAGUACAAAACAUGCACAACCCUUAGGUUGCUAAGCACAAGCAUGCACAAUCAACAUGAAUAAUACCUCAAUCAUUGAAUUAAACAAUACCCAAUGAAAAUCAUUCAAUUCACAUAAAAGAAACUAUAUGGUAGAGUUAGGGUUUCACAACACCCAAGUGAAAGGAGAUCUAUCUACUCCAUGCUAGAAAUGGAAAAAACAAAAGGAGAAGAGGUGGAAACUAUCUUGGAGGAUGCUUUCAAUCUUCUUGGCUCUUUUUUUGAACUCUCCUUGGAGGAGAUCUUCCCAAAACCCUAGCCUUCUUCUCCCUUGGUUCGUGUUUCUCUCUCUAGAAAUCUGAAAAGGCUUUUCACGGGAUGGUUGUAACCACUAGGUCGUCUAGAGGUCUUAGACACGGGUUCAGAUGACUCUCAAUUGCCUUGGACAUGGGAAAAAGACCUUUUGGGUGGUGGAAAUCAUGACGUGAGGUUCUACAUCUUCAACCUAAACCCGAAGGUUCUAUGGUUUCGACUAAAAUCCCUCUUUUCAA